Gallus gallus (chicken) is the source of this 4863-nucleotide messenger RNA. It is a transcript of the gene STK36, whose product is annotated as serine/threonine kinase 36. Gene Ontology annotation, biological process: protein phosphorylation. The transcript is spliced from 27 exons. Gene Ontology annotation, cellular component: cytoplasm. Gene Ontology annotation, molecular function: protein kinase activity; protein binding; ATP binding. Lineage: Eukaryota; Metazoa; Chordata; Aves; Galliformes; Phasianidae. The record is from RefSeq and is a predicted model, not a curated record. Bases 129 to 4124 code for a protein of 1331 amino acids.
GCUAGGCGACGCGGCGGCGCGGCCUAACGCGGCGGGCUCGAUCUCAGGCCGGGUUUUACUGCGGUCCCGCGGCCUUAAAUCGUUGGUCCAUCUUCUGAGGAGCCUCUGCCCGACCUCGGAGCCCCGCCAUGGAGAGGUACCACGUGCUGGAGGUGAUCGGAGAAGGCUCCUUCGGACGAGUGUACAAGGGGCGGCGGAGGUGCAGCGCCCAGGUGGUGGCUCUGAAAUUCAUCCCCAAGGUGGGGCGGUCUGAGAAGGAGCUGAAGAACCUGCAGCGGGAAAUUGAGAUUAUGAGAGGCCUCCAUCACCCUAACAUCAUUCAGAUGCUUGACAGCUUUGAGACUGACAAAGAGGUGGUGAUGGUGACUGACUAUGCAGAGGGGGAGCUAUUCCAGAUCCUGGAGGACGAUGGGAGUUUGCCCGAGGACCAGGUCCAGACCAUAGCUGCCCAGCUGGUCUCUGCUCUCUAUUACCUGCACUCCCACCGCAUCUUGCACCGUGACAUGAAACCCCAGAACAUCCUGCUGGGCAAAGAUGGUGUCAUCAAGCUCUGUGACUUCGGGUUUGCACGUGCCAUGAGCAUCCACACCAUGGUGCUGACUUCCAUCAAGGGCACUCCACUGUACAUGUCCCCUGAGUUGGUGGAGGAGCGGCCAUAUGACCACACAGCAGACCUGUGGUCUGUGGGCUGCAUCCUGUAUGAACUGUUCAUGGGCACACCUCCCUUCUACACAAGCAGCAUCUUCCAGCUUGUCAGCCUCAUUGUCAAGGACCCUGUCAAAUGGCCUAAGGCCAUAAGCCCAGCCUUCAAGAGCUUCCUGCAGGGGCUGCUAAUGAAGGACCCCCACCAGCGCCUGUCAUGGCCAGAGCUGCUCUCCCACCCCUUUGUUGCUGGACGGGUUACUGUGAUUGAUGACACAGAAGAGCAUGGGAUCUCAAACCCCUUCACCACCAAGCUGUCCCCAGAGCUACAGGCCCUGAAGGAGCAGCAAGCCCAUUCUCUGGCCCCUAGGAGUGGCCAGUCCAGGAUCCUGAGAAAGGCUCGGCAGAAGAUGGCUGAGGAGGCACAGAAAAAGGGGCAGCUGAAGGCAAACAUUACAUCUGUGAAGGACUCCGGCAAAGGACACACCAGACAUAAACCCAGAGCAGCUUUUGGAAAGGCAGCCCUUGAGGAGGAGGUGGAGCUACCACCAUCCUUCAAAGAGAAGAAAUCUGGUGUCCUGCAAGGAAAGAACAGCAUGGCAGAGUGGCAACUGAAGGAGCCUCCUCCCAGCCCACGGGAGCACAGCAUCACACAAGAUUAUGAGCGGGAGUUUCCCCAGCCAGAAGCACCUCUGCAGCUUGCUGUUGGCAAAGCAGAGCUCCGAGGCAGGCAAAGCAUCAAGGCUGUGGACCUGGAGAGUGAGGAGCAGGAGAGUGAUGAGGAGUGGCAACACCUGAUCGAGGCCACAGAGCCCUUGGCCAUGCAGCUGAGCACCCCUCUUAGCCUCCUGAGGGACCCAGCCUUCCGGCACCGUGUCCAAGCCCGGCUUGCAGAAUCUGCUCAGCAAGUGCUGGAAGGGAUGCUUGAGGGAGCCUCCCAUCUCCGUCCUGUGCUUCGCGUUGUGGGAAAUCUCCUGGCUACCCGCUGUGACUCUGAGCUGCUGAACCUCUUUUGCCAAGAGCUGAGCUUGCCAUUGUCCCUGCUGCAUCUGGCCAAGCAGAUGCUGGAGAGUGGCAGCACCAGGCAGCAGCCCUGGUGUAUCACAGUGCUGACAGACCUCAUCAUGGUGACCACAGUUUACUUCAGCAGUGAAUGCAACCUGGAGAAGAGCGGGCAGGACAGCCUACAGACCAUCCAGGAGAGUGCCAACCACUUCCUAGCCUUGCUGCCAGAUUUGCUGGCCGAGCCAGCUGACAGUGAGAUGAGACUCUGCCAGCAAAGCCUCCUGUGCUUUACCCUGCUCUGUGAGAGCCUGGAUGCGAUGUGCCCCUCUAUCUCUGCCCCCUUCUAUGCCAGCCUGCGAGAGGAGAAUGAGCCCCUGCUGGACAGACUCCUUCAGGGAUUGAUCUCUGAGCAACCUGCUCUGCAAGGUGCAACAAUGGAGGCCAAGUCAGCUCAUGACCAGAGACAGUGCGUGGCAGACCUUUGUACGGCUGCACUGGCAGCUGCCUGCAGCAUCCCCCUGGCACAGAGCAGCUGUCGGGAAACCAAGCAGCAGGUUGCUCAGGAGAUAGCUGGAAAGCUUAUGGAUGGCGAGUGCCAGCAGCUUGGGAAGCUGCUGGGGAGGCUGGAGCACCCAAAUUGCUCCUUGAAUGUUCUCAAGAUCCUCUACACUUGCUGCUAUGCCAGCCCGAGUCUGUGCCAGCACCUGGGGAGGAGCCAGCAAGUAUGGGAUUUCCUUAUGCAGCUCUCAAAGGGCAAGGUCCCCAUGGCAGAGGUGACUCGGAAGGUGGCCUGUGAGGCCUCCCUAUACCUGCUGGCCCUGCUUACCCUGCAGCCCCAGGCCUCUCCUUCCAGGCUGGAGGAGGUGGUUACCCUGGCCUUGGAUGUGCUCACUCAGUCUCCUGUCAUCUCUGUUGUGGGUGCUGCAGCAUUCCUCCUGACACAGCUUGACCAGCGUGGGGUGCCAGUGGCACUUCAGGGAAAAGAAAUCUUACCAGCAGUGACAAAUGCACUGAUGGAGCCUGCUGAGCUGCACUUCUCGCUGCCUAUGGGUGCUGGUCUCUAUGACGGGAUCAUUUUCCUCCUGUUGAAGCUGCUUGCACAGGAAGAUGUGGCUGUGGAGCAGAGCUUUGCUGCCUCAGAGUUGUGGAACGUGGUGUGGCACUGUGUUCCUGCAGUGCUUUGCAUGGGCAGCAGUGGGGCAGCACUGGAGGGAGACAGCCCAGGGGCAGGGCCCCCUGUGGCAGAGCCAGACUGGAGCCUUCUCUCCCCUCAAGGCACACUGCUUUUCUUAAGCCUGGCCCUCUUCAUCUUCACUCGUGAGACCCACCGGUGCCUGCCUCAGCUCACCCAGUCCCGAGGUGUCUUCAUGGUGAUGCUGAAGACACUGCUGUCCCCUCGCUUCCUGGCGUGUCUGGCACAGACGCAAGCAGGGGAGAAUGGAGAGGCUGAGCUCAUCCCAGCUGUAGUGAUCCAGGCCUGCCAGCUCCUCUGUUUUCCUUUUGCCCUGGACGUGGAUGAAGACACCAUAGCAUUAGUCAUCGAGGCAGUGAGAGACUCCCAGAUCCCUCCCCAGCUACUACAGGUCUGCUGUCACCAUCUGCCUUUCUCAGACACUGAGCUCCCCAUGAGCCUCUUAUGCCGCCUUGUUGUGUCCGAUGAGCAGGUCACAGACCAAAUAGCAAGGGAGGCUGCCACCUCAGAGCACAUCAUUGCCUACUUGAGUACUGUGUUGUUUUCAGGCAGCCUCACACUCACAACUGACCUCCUGUCUCUCUUGACUCAUGUGGCUCGGACCUGUCCGGAGCACCUGCCCUUUCUCCAGAGGAUUUUAGGGGGUUCAGAUAUGUCCUACCAGGCACUGACCCACCUACUCAGCCACCAGGAACACCCCAUACGAGCCAAAACCUGCAAUCUGCUGGGCAACCUGCUCCGACACAGCCACGGCUUUCCCCAGGUGCUGCAGAACCAGCCUGGCUUACUGGAGAGCCUGCUGGUGUGCCUGGCUGAUGAGGAUGAGGCUGUGCGCAAGGCAGCCAGCUUUGCGGUGGGUAAUGCUGCUUAUCACGAGUCCUCCCCAGCCGGGACUCUGGGCAGGGCCGUGCCCAGGCUGACGCAGCUGCUGAGUGACCGGCAGGCCAAGACGCGCUGCAAUGCGGCCUCAGCCCUGGGCAACUUGGGCCGGCGCUCAGCAGAGCUCGGGGAGUUGCUCAUCGAAAGCGGGGCCCCCCGCAUCCUCCUGGAGAUGGCCUGCCGGGACCCCCAGGCCAGCGUGCGGGAGGGAGCACUCAUGGCUCUGCGCGCUGUCAGCCAGCACCCUGGGAUACAGCAGGUGUUGCUGUCCCUCAGGGCCACUGACCAGCUGGCUGCACUGGCCGGCGGUGACUCCUGGACCACGGCUGGGGGCAGCCCCCGGCCUUCAUCUGCACGCCACUGCCAGAAGCUCAUCCGCCUCCUCACACCCCUGCAGAGCACCUGAGGGAGCUCAGUGAGUCCCUGCAAGCUACGUGUGCCUGUCUCGGGCCCUGCGCUGGUGAGAAGGGCUGAAGCCAGCAGUCACCCCAGUGGUGGCAUCGGGAUGGGAGAAACGCUCCCCCUGACCCCCAGUGACUACUGGCUGCCCCAGGGGACUCUGCCUGGCCUCUCAGGCUGUGCCCUGGAUGCACUGAUUAGGACUGAGGAUGAUGACACUUUCUGCAUGCUGCUGUGGCACACUCAGCAGCAUAUGCAUAUGGCUCUGAUCAGAAGCAUCAGUAUGGGGCACUGUACCGAAGGACCCUUCCCACGUGGAGCCUUUUUUGGAACAAGUGCCUGCGAUCUACAGGAUCUGGCCCUUUUUAAGGGCCUUAUCAGCCGCAGCACCGGGCUGUGGCCGUGCCCUGCUCAUCCCGUCUAUCCCCCCUGCGUCCCUCUGACUGCUGCCCUCUCGGCCGCCAGGGGGCGCUGCGGGCGCGGUGCACGCCGGGAGCUGUAGUCCUGCCCGCCGCCCGCGGGACUGCUGGGAUGCGCGGUCACGUGGCAGCGCGGCGCCGGCCGGGAUCCCCAUGGUAACGGCGGGCCGUCCGCGGGCGGCUCGGGUCGGGGCACGGCGGGCGGUGAGUACGGGCGGAACCCCCCGCAACCCUUUUGAGGGCUGCGCCCCCUUUCCCGGCCAGUGAAGAUGCUACAGUAGAUUACAGAUCUGCUCUUGCCUCGUGCUAUGGCUCUACAUGGCCUCA